CUUAUGGCAAGUUCAUCCCUCUUGCUCAUCUUCCUCUUAGAAGUGGUGCGUCUCACCUCUAUUCUCUCCAUUGUUUGUAGUUUGUUUUGAAGCUUUUGGAUUCCAUGGAAGAAGAUUAGGAACACUUUCACCAAUCACUUUCAACCUAGUUUCAUCAUGAUUAUUCAUUAUUUCUCAAGUUUUCUGGUUCCAAGACUGCAACCCUCCUUGUCUAUGUAGAUGAUAUUGUCCUUAAAGGUAACAACAUUUUUUAAAUACAACAUAUUACUUAGAUUCUUGAUGCCAUGUUUAAGAUAAAGGACUUUGGUGAUCUCAAAUAUUUUAUAGGACUUAAAGUUACUCAGAAUAAUUUUGGUAUUCACAUAUUUGAGCACAAAUACAUCCUUGACAUCCUCUUGGAUUGCAAGAUGCUUGCCUUUUGCCUAGUUUCCACACCCAUGGAUUAUUGCACUUGUCUCUCUAUAACAAUCAACACUCCUCUCUUAGAACCACAGGUUAUUACAAACUUAUUGGUAGACUCAUUUAUCUUACCACUACUUAUCUUAACAUCACUCAUGCAGUUCAUCAUCUUAGUGGAUUUAUCUCUGCUCUUACCAUGACUCAUUCCCAAGCUACUUUCUAUAUGUUGUGUUACUUGAAGCAAGAUCUUGGCUCAGGUAUCUUUAUGCUCUUCCUUCCACCAUUUGUGAUCUUUAAUGAUCCACCUACCUCCUUGAAGAUUUACGAUUGUUGUUUACUUACCGUUUUACUUUUGGUCAUUACCCAAAAGGCCUCUCAAUCAUUGAAGUAUGUUUGUAUUAUAUAAGUUGUUAUUUCUUGUGUUAUUUUAUCGAUGUGAGACUUGUUUGAAUCCCAACACAUAGAUUUCAUGAAAGCUUCUACACCCAAAAGAAAAGGAACUAAAUAUUUUGUCAUGGUUGACCUAUGCCAAAGUCUAACGUAGUAGCAGGAAUACUGAUAGAUGAUUCUGAAACAUUUAUUCAUGUCUUCGUUAAGUUGUUAUGAAUUCCCAAUGAUGUAAUCCAAGUGAAAAUUGUUGGAAGCUGUGAAAUUAACAAACUCCCUCAUCAUAGAAUAUAUCAACAGCCACCAUGAGUGGCAUCGUCUUCAGAACAAGCGGCACAGCACGAACCAAAAGCGCGAACCUCACAAGCAUGUUCGGGAAAUACGUGGAAAAAAGCAGCGUCCAUAGCUGGAACACAAUCAUCGCAGACCUCGCUAGAAGCGGCGAUUCCUCAGAAGCUCUAAGCGCCUUCUCCUCGAUGCGGAAGCUCUCACUGCACCCCAACCGCGCCACCUUCCCCUGCGCCCUCAAGGCCUGCGCCGCCCUCUCCGACCUCCGCGCCGGCGCUCAGACCCACCAGCAGGCCUUCGCCUUCGGCCUCGCCCACGACCUCUUCGUCUCCUCCGCCCUCAUCGACAUGUACUCCAAGUGCGGCCUCCUCGACCACGCUCACCACCUGUUCGACGAAAUUCCCCACCCCAAUGUCGUUUCCUGGACGGCCAUAAUUGCCGGCUACGUCCUCAACCGCCGCCCCCGCGGCGCCGUGCGCGUCUUCAGGGAGAUGAUGGUCCAUGAUAGCGGCGCCGUGGACGCCGUGCUCCUGGGGGCGGUGCUCGCGGCGUGCUCGCGGGUGGGGCGGCGGAGUGUGACGGAGGGGGUGCAUUGCUUGGUGGUCAAGAAAGGGUUUGAGGGGAGUGUGGGCGUUGGGAACACUUUGAUGGAUGCUUAUGCCAAGUGUGGGGAGAUGGGGGUGGCUAGGAAGGUGUUUGAUGGGAUGGAUGAGAGUGAUUUUGAUUCCUAUUCUUGGAACUCUAUGAUUGCUGUGUAUGCGCAGAUUGGGUUGUCUGAUGAGGCUUUCUGUGUUUUUGGUGAUAUGGUGAAGAGUGGCAAGGUCAGGUAUAAUGGGGUCACAUUGUCCGCGGUGUUGUUGGCCUGCGCCAAUUCUGGAGCUUUGCAGCUUGGGAAGUGUAUACAUGAUCAGGUUAUAAAGAUGGAUUUGGAGGAUAAUGUGUUUGUAGGUACAUCUAUAGUUGAUAUGUACUGCAAAUGUGGGAGAGUUGAGAUGGCUAGGACGGCAUUUGAUCGCAUGAAAGAGAAGAAUGUUAAGACAUGGACUGCUAUGAUUGCUGGUUAUGGGAUGCAUGGCCGUGCAAAAGAGGCUAUGGAAGUAUUCUACGAGAUGAUAAGGUCUGGAGUCAAGCCAAAUUACAUUACUUUUGUGUCAGUUUUGGCUGCUUGCAGCCAUGCUGGUAUGUUAAAAGAAGGCUGGCAUUGGUUUAAUAGAAUGAAAUCUGAAUUUAAUGUUGAACCUGGGAUUGAGCAUUAUUCGUGCAUGGUUGAUCUCCUUGGGCGUGCUGGCUAUCUUAAUGACGCUUAUAAUUUAAUCCAGGAAAUGAAUGUGAAACCUGAUUUUAUUAUUUGGGGUUCUCUUCUCGGGGCUUGUAGGAUUCAUAAGAAUGUGGAACUAGGGGAGAUCUCUGCAAGAAAUCUAUUUGAGUUAGAUCCAAGUAAUUGUGGGUAUUAUGUGCUACUCUCCAAUAUUUAUGCUGAUGCUGGAAGGUGGGACGAAGUUGAGAGGAUGAGGUUAUUGAUGAAGAGUCGUGGAUUGCUUAAAACCCCUGGAUUUAGUAUAGUGGAACUCAAAGGUAGGAUACAUGUAUUUUUGGUUGGAGACAAAGAACAUCCUCAACAUGAAAAGAUUUACGAGUAUUUGGACAAAUUAAAUGUCAAGCUGCAAGAACUUGGCUACAUGCCAAAUGUAACGUCAGUGCUUCAUGACGUUGAUGAGGAAGAGAAAGGAAUGGUUCUAAGAGUUCACAGUGAGAAACUAGCUGUUGCCUUUGGAAUCAUGAAUUCAGUUCCUGGGUCAAUAAUCCAUAUCAUAAAAAAUCUUAGAAUUUGUGGUGACUGCCACAUUGCAAUUAAAUUGAUCUCCAAAGUAGUAAAUCGAGAAAUUGUUGUAAGAGAUUCUAAGCGGUUUCAUCAUUUCAAGGAUGGGUUGUGCUCAUGUGGGGACUAUUGGUGACAGCAAUUGAAAUAAAGGGAAUCAGAAUCUGUAGUAUAGGAU
Cajanus cajan (pigeon pea) is the source of this 3071-nucleotide messenger RNA. NCBI's taxonomy places the organism in Eukaryota, Viridiplantae, Streptophyta, Magnoliopsida, Fabales, Fabaceae. The record is from RefSeq and is a predicted model, not a curated record.